Messenger RNA from Spodoptera exigua (beet armyworm), 4849 nucleotides. The record is from the annotation of a GenBank genome assembly. Lineage: Eukaryota; Metazoa; Arthropoda; Insecta; Lepidoptera; Noctuidae.
CUAAAAUAUUGAGUGCUUAGAUCGCUGUGCUUGUCGUAUAUUUCUUUUUCGUAGAUGGUUUAAAUAUUUUAGUUUCUACAAAUAAGUAUUAGAGCAGCAAUAAGUUAUUAGCCUAAACUUACAUUUUAAAUAUUAUUUAGUGUAGAAGUUAUUAAAUGCCAUAAAUAUGGCGCAUUUGCAAUACAUGCCCGGGGAUCCGCGUCUUGUCGAUCAACUCGUUUAUGAAUUAAAAUCGAAGGGUAUAUUUGAUCAGUUCCGUAAGGACUGCAUAGCAGAUGUGGACACUCGUCCCGCUUACCAGAACUUGAGGCAGCGUGUUGAGAACUCCGUGUCCUCAUUCCUGUCUCGACAGUGCUGGAAACCCGACCUUAACAAGAACCAGCUCAGGGAGAAGCUCAGAAAACAUAUCUUGGAUGGUAACUACCUAGAACAGGGUGUAGAAAGAAUUGUUGAUCAAGUGGUAAACCCUAAAGUAGCAUCAGUAUUCAUACCACAAGUAGAAGACCUAGUGUACAACUACUUAGGCGUACCUAGAAAGAAAUCAACUGCAGAAACAUCGAACGGUAAAGUAGCUGCAGAUGAUCUUCUUCCAACAGACUUGGAGGCUGUCAGCCCUGGCUCAGUCAAAAGCAAUGAUGACAAGUUUGAAGAGAUAGACAAAGAUCUUGAAGAGAAUAAGAUGGAAGUAGAUAAUGUAAAGGAUGAAGAGAAACCAUCAGUUUCUGAAGUAGAGAAACCAAAAGUUGAAGGUGAUUCACAAAAUAAUAUUAUUGAACUCACAAAUGAUUCUGAUAUGGACAUUGAUAAGUCACAUGACGAUAUAAAGCUAGAAAAUAUACCGCCUCCCGACAACAGUCCGCCGAAGGUAGAAAAUGAAAAUAUACAACUUGAGAAAAUUGAACUUCCAAGAGAACCGAACAUAGCACUUUUGGAAGCACCACAUCCUGAUGAAAUACCGCUUCCAAAAGAUGAUAAGGAUCAGUUCUUCAAACCUAUAGGUGUUAAUAGUGAUGAUGAUUCAAGCAGCGAUUCGUCCUUGCGAAGGAACAUGUCUCCAUUAACUCCAAUUAGGAAUUACAAUAAUGAAAAUUCUUGCGAUGCCCAGCAGGCAUUCGAGAAUGAUUCAGAUAGCAAAAGUAACGAUGUUAAAAAGGAACCGAGUUCAUUUAGAUUCGCUAUAGAAGCUAAAUCUCCGGAACAGAAUAGUUUGGAAGCAAAACCAGAAAAGAAAGAUAGUGAGCAAGCAAACUUGGCAUACCAGUUCAACAAUCAAGUGAAUAUAAACACUACACACACCUUCAACACACCGAUGUAUGACGACAGCUCAAACAGCAACAACCUACAAAUAGAUUAUGAAAGUGACGUCAACAGCAAAAUAAAUGCAGAGAAAGUACCCGAGGCAGACCAAAACUCUGAGGACAAGAGAGAUAAAAAAAGCGAUGAUCGAAAAAGUAGCCACAAAAGCUCGCACAGAUCUAGGGACUCACACAGACAUUCAAGUAGCAAGGACAAGAGAUCAGAAUCUAAACAAUCAUCGUCUAGAGACAGUAGCAGACAUGAUAAGAAACCUAAAGAUGAUCAUAGUAAAUCUAAAUCCAGCCACAAGGAGAGAGAGAAGUCGAGAGACAGAUCUGAAAAGAAGGAUAGUAGAGACUCUUCUAAACAUAGAAGUUCUUCACACAAAAGUAGCUCUAGCCACAGAGACUCAAAAUCUCACCGCAGCUCAAGCUCAAGCCAGAAACAUUCGAGCGACAAAAAAUCAUCCGAUGACAAGAAAUCAUCCGAUGACAAAAAGUCUUCAGAUGAUAAAAAAUCGGAUGAAAAGAAAUCUUCAUCUUCCUCAAGUCAUAAAUCUGAAAGAAGUACCGAGAAAAGUUCUGAUCGGAGUUAUAGGGAUAAAAGAGAUUCCAAAUCUAGCUCGCAUCGGUCUGACAAAGACAAAAAGAGUAGCAGCAAGAGCAAACAUGACGAGAAAGAUAAGAAAAAGGAGAAGAAAGAUAUUGAUGAUCAUUAUAGUGUCUCAGGUAGAGGCAAUCACACAAGGCGAUCAACGGACAGAGAUUCAAAUGACGGCAGCUCAUCUUCCAAAGGAUCUCACAAUCAAUCAGCUUCAAAAACUGCAGAAAACAAAAAAGAAACAAAGAGCUCCAGCUCCAAGUCGGAAAAUACCUCAACUAGCGGAGAAUCUAACAGUCCCAGUGACAAAGAACAUGUAAAAACCGCUUGCGACAUGAAAAAUAACCAAAAACCUAUCAGAGUUGAAAAUCAUUUAGAGACUCCUAUCACAAGCCCCCCAAGAUUGCCAUUUGUACCAGAUGUGACCCUAAAGAAACCAAAAUUCGCAGCGAAUCUAGAAGAAGCUAAAAGGAUGAUGAAAAUGAGGAAGUUCUUAGACGAAGAACAGAAACGAAUGAACCAAGAAGCUGCGUUACUUCUUGAAUUUCAGGCGAAUGUAAGGCCUAGUUUAAGUCAAGUGUAUUCUAGCAUUCCUGGACCUGAAUUGGAAUUCGCAUGCGUGGGAAGUGAAGCCAAUAGUAUUGUCCAAACUAAAAUAAGCAAAACUGAGCCUGCUGCGGAAGAAUUGGCUGCAGAGCCUGAAGAGCUUGUAGAGACAGUGGAAAGUGUAGAGACUGUGGAGCCUAUGGUUACCGAACAGGAGACCGAAAUUAAGGAGAUGAAUAUUGAAGAAGAAAAAGUUAAAAACGAAGUUUCAAUUAAUAUCAACCUUGAAAAUACACAGACAAAUGACACAGAAAUCUUUGAGGAAAUCGAAACAAAACCAGAUGCAGACAAAAAGGAAACUUACAACGAAAACAAACCGUUUUCUCAGCUCAUGGAUGAAAUAUCAGAAUACAGUAAAGCUUCAGAAAAAAUCAAGAAAGACGCGUUAGAUAAUUUAGUCGAAGAUGAAAAUAAGAAAAGAACAGAAUAUUUCGAAGUCACUAUUAUAACAGAAGAACUUUCGGAAACGGAUGAACCUGAAAAUACUUUAACUGCUGAAUUAGAGCCUGAAUCAGAAUCUAAAGCAGAGCCUAAAAAAUCUAAAGAAAUAUCUAAGGAGUCUCCAGAGUCACCUAAACCCGAAAUAGUUGAAGUUACCGGCACAGCAGACGAAGAAAAUCUACAGUACUUCGCUGAACAUGAAAAAUUCGACGCAGAAUUAAAGAGACACCAAUAUAGCGAUUUCCUUAAAGCGUACAUAGAAAGAAACGUGGUUUCCAACAAAAUCCACAUAGUAAACUGCGAUUCAUAUGAAGAGAAUAUAAUAAAAGAGGUAUGCGCGAGCUUUGGGAACUUUGAAGUUAUUAAUUAUUACAAAAACGGACAUUUGAAAUUGCCCAAACCAGCUAAAAAUGUGAUUAAGAACGUUAAUUUGGCUUCAGAGAUAUCUUUACCUAUAGACAACACAUAUGGAUCAAAGUCUCCUACCCCAGUUUUUAGUCCUUCAAAAUCGGAGUGUUCCUUCGAAUUGUCCAGUGAUUAUGAUGCCAAAUUAGAAGAGAUGGUAAACAAGACAUCUCGGCAAGAAGUCAUGGAGAUUAUACUCGGCAGCGUUAUAAGCCAGGAUGAGAACCCUUCGAUAGACUACUGUACAGAGUCGAAUAUUGAUAAUGAGUUGCACUUGAAAAGGAAAAUAGAAAGCGAGCCUGCGGAGAACAAUAACAGGCAUGUUUUGAAGAAAAUGAGGAAAUUGAGCGACUCCGAUCAGAUCUCAUCAACCACAGAAGAAAGCGAAGAGGUUUCGAACAACAAUAGGGUUCAACCGACGCGGUCUAAAUACUUGGGUAGGGCGCGACGGGUGGGUUUGUCAAGGCCAAGGAGAAAUACAAAUAAUUUGCCAAACAGUCCUUCAAGCGAUAAAUCAGUGGAGAACUACGAACAGAACGCUCAAGGAACACCACAAACUCCAAAUGGCAAACUCAAGUCCGUCACGCGAACGAAAGUUCAAAGGUACGAUACCUCUGACCUGUACAAGCCUAAGCUUCAUUAUUUGUCCAGAAGAAAUAACAUCAGUUAAUUCAAUUUGAUUUGUUUUACUGUCUAUCCUAAGCCGAAAUGUGACCACUUGCCAGAUUCAAGGAAUAUUAUUUUUCAUAAGGCCUGACUGUCAUUUGUCCUUUGACAAUCCUCCAAAAGUGACAGAUACCAAAUUUUUCCCCUUAUUGAAACGUUUACUUUGAGUAUACUGUUGUCUAUCUAUACGUAAUGUAAGUGCUGCAAGACUUAAAAUAUUUUUUACCUAAAAAUGAAGUAUGUAGGUACAACUUCAAAAUGACAUUCUAAUUAAAAACAUCAAAAAUCAUCGAAAAUCUCCACAUUUCUGGUUGUCAGAUAGGGUGCACAAAAAAAUUGUCUUUGCUAUAGUGAAUCUACUAUACUUUUUUAUGUGGAGCUUUUGUUGUAAGGCCCAAAGACGUAUUUUGAGUACCUAUUCUUCGAGUUUAACCUUCAUUACUAUAGUAGGUCUAUUUUCAGCUUAGGUUGACGACAGGUGAUGAUGAUAAGGUUGGUAUCAUUUUCAAGCCAUAAUCUUUCCCAAGGCAAUGAAAUACCCGAUUAUUGUAACGUUUAUAAUAUUUUUAUAUUGACUUCCUAUUUAAUUUGUAAAGCUCCACGCAUACUCUCUUGAACUGAUGUGUUAAUUGUGAAAAAAAAAUUGUAAUAUGUGAUAAACUUUUGAUUUUGACAACUAAGAUUAUGACUUUUAGAGUCAAAAUCAAGUGGAAAGUAAAAAAAAAAACUUUACAAAAUCUUCAAGAUAUUUUGAACUAUGUACGUUUGUGACCUUUAUUUACAUACUUAAAUUAGCUAAAAGUUUAUUUUAAACUGUGUUCUGCUGACAAAAUAA